Molecule: messenger RNA, 2585 nt
Organism: Microtus ochrogaster (prairie vole)
Lineage: Eukaryota; Metazoa; Chordata; Mammalia; Rodentia; Cricetidae
Gene: Mical2
Product: MICAL C-terminal like
Exons: 11
Coding region: 461-2521 (686 amino acids)
Molecular function (GO): protein binding; FAD binding
Source: RefSeq, a predicted model, not a curated record
CCUCUCAGCAGAUGAGCCCACCUCCCCCAAGAAGCCAAAGAGUGUCCCUGAGCCCACACCCAGAGACACGGACGCUGAAGUCACCUCUUCCCAACCCUCCGAAUGGACUUCAGUGAGGAUUGGUCCAGGAGAGGAUGCAGUCGGACAGGAUGUGCUGGCUGUGCGGGUCCUAGUCACCAGUGAGGACAGCAGUUCUGAUUCAGAAUCUGACUAUGGUGGCAUCAGAGUGCCCUGUGCAAAGGCCUGCGAAGAGAGGCCCCAACUUCCAGCAUCUCCACCUCCUUCAAAGCCCCCGACCCGGCACUUUUCCCUGCAGGAGCCCCUGACCAAAUCAGCCUCUCUGCUACACCACAAGGAGCCACUAGCUCUGCCUGCACUGCAAAGGACCUACAGCCUCCAGUCUCCAACUCCAAGCAAAUACCAGAGCUGGGGAAGAAAAUUCCAGUCCUAUUCAACACCCAUGACCAGAAGAGCAUCACUGCCUCCCAAGGAGUCUCGUCCUCCUUCAUCUUUACCUUCUUCAUCUUCCCUGCCAUCUUCGUUUUCUUCAAUUAGUGUACCUGAGCGCACUUCAGAUAAUUCCUCCUCUCCUCAGGUGCCAGCUUAUGACCUCCACUCCCUGCCUAUCUCCAGAGGUGAUUUUAGCCCCACUCCACUCUACCUGAGACGCGCCAGGGCUCAAGGGAUCUCGAAGGAAAUUCCUCUCUAUCUGCCUCAUAGCCCCGUGCUGGAGAGCACAGGCCUGGUGAGUUCUGGUGGAGAAGACCUCAGCAGCCCUGGCAAGACGGCUUCAGAGGACUGCCAGAAAACCUGGGCUCCUCCCAUGAGCACCAAAAGCAUGAACCCCAUCGCAGGGAAAGAUCAGUGUUUGUCCAAUCAAAACCUAACUCUUGGGACUGCAAGGAACCCAAGAGAAGUGAGUGAGGGACCCAGGAGGGAACAGACAGGUGGCCCAGGGCUGUCUGCAGAAAAGAAGCUGGGUUUGAAGAAAAUAACCCUCACACAGGAGCAGAAGAACAAGUUACUAGACUGGAAUGACCCUACCCCUGAGCGCGGGGCUGGGGAGCGACUCUCCCAAGAAAGAGCUGAAAAUGGAAGAGGUCAUACCCCGAAACCAUUCUGCUCCUCUACCCUCCCUCAGGCAGUGAAAGAGAAGCUGCUAUCCCAGACAGGGGUCCAGGAGGAAAUAUGCACCCCAGCUGGCAAGUCGCCUCGGGAGCGAGAACAGCCUCCACCCAAGUCUCCCCUGAAGUACAUAGCAAAUGCCAUCCGAAAGUCUCUGCACCUCAGUUCUGAAGGUGGAAAGAAGACCUGCCCUAAGCCAGAGUCAAAUACCUUGCCUCGGGGCCAACCACAUGGCUUCACUCGUUCCUUUAGUUUUCGGAAACCCAGUUCCAAUAAAGAUAAAGACCAGCAGUCUCCAGUGAGACAUAUGGCCAAGAGGGCUUCAGCCUUCUUCUCUCUGGCUUCUCCAACUUCUAAAGCUACCCCGGCCUCAGACCUUAGCCUUCCUGACCCUAUCCUCCGCUCCCGGAGUUUGCCCACUCGUCCAUCCAAGACGUUCUCUACAACCACAUCCCCACCACCCCAUGGCAAGAUUGAGGAUGUCCCCACCCUCCUGGAGAAAGUGAGUUUGCAGGAUGCCACCCACGUUCCAAAGAAACGAGCCUCACGUAUUUCCUCCCUUGGCCUCAAAGAUAAAUCCUUUGAGAGUUUUCUCCAGGAAUGCAAGCAAAGAAAAGACGUUGGGGAUUUCUUUAGCAGCCCCAAGGAGAAGGGGCCACCCGGGAACAGAGUCCCAUCCUUGGAGACGCUGGUAGAGCCUUUUGGCAGCACCUCGCUGAGGCAGGUGGCACAUCUUCCUUCUACAGGGCAGGAUGCACGCCUUGGAGCUCCACUGACAGAGGCCACCUCUUCUCCCUCGUCUCCCACCUCCUCCUCUGCAGAGGAAGAUGCUGGCUCCCAGUCUUCCUCACUGCUAAAGGAGAAGAUACCCAGCAGAAGAAGGAAGCUGGAGAAGCAGAUGGUUAAGCAAGAAGAAUUGAAAAGACUCCAUAAGGCUCAGGCCAUCCAGAGGCAGCUAGAGGAGGUGGAGGAGCGGCAGAGGAUCUCGGAGAUCCAGGGUGUGAGGCUGGAGAAGGUGCUGAGAGGAGAAGCAGCAGAUUCAGGGACACAGGACGAAGCCCAGCUUUUGCAGGAAUGGUUUAAGCUGGUUCUGGAGAAGAAUAAAUUAAUGCGCUAUGAGUCGGAGCUACUGAUCAUGGCCCAGGAGCUAGAACUAGAAGAUCACCAAAGGAGACUGGAGCAGAAGCUACGACAGAAGAUGCUCAAGGAUGAGGGCCAGAAAGACGAGAAUGAUCAAAAGGAGGAGCAAGAAAUAUUCAAGCAGAUGAUUCAGGUGAUUGAGCAAAGAAACAAGCUUGUGGAUUCUCUGGAGGAACAGCGUGUCAAGGAAAGAACCCAAGACCAACACUUUGAAAACUUCGUUUUCUCCAGAGGCUGUCAACUCAGCAGGACUUAGGUGUCCCUCCCCCACUGAAGCCAGAGAACCAAGAGCGCCACCCUUUCUUACCCAGGCACUGAAU